UGUUGUGAUAAACUUAUUAAAUAGGUAAAUUGGUAUCCGAGUGAUACUUGAUGGCAACUGAGAUGGUUGCUCUAAAAUGAAUCCACAGAACAUCGCGUCAUGCAGGAGUGAAAGGUGUUCUGACACAGCGGACCUUCUUUGUUACAAGUGCAAAAUUCACGUGUGUUUCAAGUGCUCUGAAAAAAGAAGCUUUACAAAUCAACCAAAAUCUUCAACUGAAAACUGUGUGCAUACCUUCAUUGAAUUAGCACCACAGAAAUUAAUUGACUUCGACUUAGACUUUUUCUCUGAAGGGUCAUCAUCUGAAGGUCAAAUAGGAAAAAAUUCUAAUCCGAUGUCGUCGGCAACUGCAGUGUUAGAUGCUAACGUAGGCAUAGACUUCAAGAGAUCAUAUUCCAGUGAAUCGUUGAAUGAAGUGAACCAUCCCGCUCAUCCGGUCACGCUUAACUUUAAUCCCUUCCAUGGUGGCCAAAAUGGAAGGACACCAUCAAGACGGGAGGGAAACUGUUCGCCGCCCGAGUUUGACUCAAUUUCGAUACAAGAUGAAAACUCAAGUGUCCCUCUGAUUGACUCUGAAGAGCGAUUGAUGUUCAAUUCUGCGAGAGAGUUUGCACACAAGCUGCAGUGUACCGAAAAUAAUCCUGUCAAAGUUGUCUCCAUAUUUGGAAACACAGGAGAUGGGAAAAGUCACACUCUAAACCAUACCUUCUUCGGCGGGAAAGAAGUUUUCAAAACAAGCAGUUCUCAAAUAACUGGAACAGUUGGAGUUUGGGCGGCGUAUGACCAGGACAACAAAGCGCUCAUUCUGGACACUGAGGGUCUUCUGGGAGUGACAAACAAUCAGAAUGUGCGAUCCAGACUACUAGUUAAAAUCUUAGCCAUAUCUGAUAUCAUCAUCUACCGCACUCGGAGUGAUCGUCUACACAGUGACACAUUCCAGUUUCUGGGAGAUGCCUCUGGCGCAUACUUGAAGUACUUCUCGCCCGAGUUGAAAACCAUCUCUGAGAACAGACGAGUGUCCAUCUCCAACCUGGGACCCUCGCUCAUCCUCUUUCACGAGACGACAUUCACAGAACCUCUCAAGGACGAUGGUGACUACACGACUACGGAGCAAUUGAAGGAGCGCUUUUCGCAGAUUGGCAGGUCAGCCGAGGGCUUCAGUUCCGUCAGCUACCUGGGAGUGAGGACUCCCUCCACUAGACCCAUCACUGACUUCUCCACUCUCAGGGAGGAAGUGUGCACUGAGAUAGGCAAGACUGCAGUCAGGUCCACCAGGCCACUUCACAUAGUGUUCCAACUGCUUCAGGCGCUGAACGAGAAGUUCAAUGGACCAGUGGACAAUAUGGUAAUGAACACUCUACCGGAUGAGUACUUCACGUGCUCAGUCCAGUGCAUGGCUUGCAAGAGUCGGUGUCGACAUAGCAUGAACCACGUGAAGAGUGGCAGGAAGCACAGUUCGGAUGUGAGGUGUCACUACCAGGAGCAGUUCCAGAACAAGACGUUCAUCUGCAAACGAUGCUGGCAGGACGGAGAAGACAGGGUAGUCAUUCCGAAGACAGCUCAGUCGGGAGACAGUGUGUGGAGUGGACUGGCCAAGUACGCCUGGCAGGGGUACGUUCUUGAGUGUCCCAAAUGCGGAGUAAUCUACAACAGUAGAAAAUACUGGUAUGGCAACAGGAACCCAGAGGAAGAAUGUGUGCGAGUAGAGAUAGCUCAUGUAUGGCCAGAUGGCAACCAGAUUUUUCAGGGUAGUCACAAUGCAUGCAGACAACUCAUAGAUGGGCUGAGCAAUGUUGCUGGUACUAUUUCGUCUCUCACAGCAAGACCAAUAGGAUACGUGUCUGACUGGGCUACGGACCAAGUCGCGCCUGAGUACUGGGUUCCGAACUCCGAAAUAAAGGAAUGUCACCAAUGUAAACUGCCUUUCAAAGACACAUACCAAGCUGAAAUAGAAGGGGCAGGAGAAGAUACGACAGUGUUCCAAGACGACUAUCUCAACGGAAGAUCGGCCAACAACAGCAACAACAAUUUGAUGAGUCACCAUAGAAGAAGCGAUUCUGAUAGUCUCACUAAGCAUCACUGUAGGGCGUGCGGGAAAGGUUUCUGCGACUCUUGCAGCAACUAUCGAAUGCCAGUUCCAGAGAGAGGCUGGGGAGAUGAGCCGGUUCGAGUUUGCUUUUCGUGCCAAAACUCGAGGAAAUCUUCGACUGCUAAUGAAGCCGCUGCAGCCACUGGCCAAGACAAGGGAGUAGACGAGGAGGCCUACAGGAAGUUGAAGCCACGCAUCAUUACAGAAGUCGUGCGCAGCUCGGUGUCCGCCAUAUCAUCUGCCGUUGAAGUCCCGAAAGCGACUGUAUUGGACUACACUAGACCAGCUUAUUGGGUGGAGGAUUUCAAACUGAAGAAGUGUAACUGUUGCGAUCAGCCCUUCGACCCUGCCAAGUUCCGAUUCCACCACUGCAGAUGUUGUGGCAACGGUGUGUGCGAUCCCUGCUCCCCCCACCGGGUGCCAGUUCCCAUCAGGGGAUGGGACUAUCCGGUGCGUGUGUGUGCCAUGUGCUACAAGAAUGGAACUUUCUCCUAAUAAUUAGAUACAGGCGUAGACUCAUUUUUUCAUUCGUCACUUUCUUCAAGUUGUAAAUUCUGGUUUUUUAUGCUGAACUGAGUUCUUUUACCUUUGGAUCUCAAUUUGUUUAAUUUCCGACUGUGAACUGAUUUUGAGCAAUUUGCUGCUGGUUGUUAAGUGAUAAUAUUUGAUCAAAUAUGUUUCGAAACAUCAGAAGUGCUGUGGUGUCGAUAAUGAUUAAGAUUUGUUUCUAAUUAAUGAUUUUCAGUUUUGCGAAACUUCAGUGCAAAGUCGCAUUAAAAUAUUAUGCAAAGCUGCUAUUUUGGUGAAGGUUGCUACCGCUAUGGACACGUUGAACGCGUUAAACGUAGAAAGCUUAGAUAGUGAAAUGGUACUUGAUAUGGCUUAUGGAUCCUGUGAUCAUGAAAUAUGAAUAUUGUGCAUUAAUUCGGAUUUGCCAAAGCUAUAAGUAUGAUGUUUAAUGUGCUAUUGGAAUCUUCUGUUGAGAGCAUUGUCUUUUUUCACACAAAUUUUGUCUGAAUAUUUAACUUAGUUUUAGAUUAUUUCGCCUAGAUUAGCUGGUGCUCUAUCUGAAUACAUUCCUAUUUUAAUUAAAAUUUUUACUGCAAAAUCUGCUAGUCAGUUAAGCUGGCGUGGAAUUAAAAAUUUUUCUUCUCAUCAAAUACGACUGCAUAACUCGACUGGUGUCUUUGCUUAAUUCAAUGCUUUCGGGGACUCCUGAUUUUUAUUCU
Molecule: messenger RNA, 3318 nt
Organism: Symsagittifera roscoffensis
Lineage: Eukaryota; Metazoa; Xenacoelomorpha; Acoela; Convolutidae
Product: zinc finger FYVE domain-containing protein 1-like
Exons: 14
Coding region: 77-2584 (835 amino acids)
Biological process (GO): lipid droplet formation
Cellular component (GO): lipid droplet
Molecular function (GO): metal ion binding; phosphatidylinositol-3,4,5-trisphosphate binding; 1-phosphatidylinositol binding
Source: RefSeq, a predicted model, not a curated record